ACUGCAGCCCCAGCUGUGUUGUGUUGGUUAUUGUCAGAGACCCAAAGGAAGGGGAAGUUAUGGCAGAUACAAAGGCCAACGCUUCUCAAACAUCUGUGAUGUGUAAUUUAGCCAUUCUGUUACAAGUGCCCUUAGUACCUCUGCUGGACUGUUAGCUGCUGUAUAGGAGGCACGGGAACACUUCAGCAGCUCUUUCUGUCUUUUACUGGCUGUACUCGCCCUGGUGUCCCACAAUGCUGAGUGCGCAAACCUCAGCUUGUCAGCAAGAUCAACCUGUGCUCUAGCAGUGGUGCGUUGGCUGCCCUUCACUGAUUUGAUCCAGUCCCAUCUGAUUGGGUUUGUCCAGGCUGUCUUCUCUUUUUGGUCCAACAGCAACACUUCAUUCAGUAGCCAUAAUGUCCAGACCUGUAGACCUUCCAGCCCUGGAAGCAGGUCCAGGUGCUUCAGAGGGACUCCUCGGGGGAAUGUCCAUCCCUAUAGGGAUGACCCGUCGAGCUCUCAGCUAUGACGAUAAUCUUGAGCGCCCUAUGUCUCCACCUCCAUCUGACAUUAAUAUUAACAACCUGUGGAGGCGACCUGUUAUACCUGAGAGGAAGUUUGCACGACUUGCUGAGGAGGAUGAGUCAGAAGGAGGGGUAAAACAAAGUGCUACCUUUGAAUCCACUAAACCUCCAGUCCCUGUGGUGAAAGCCAAAGCCUCGUCUGUCAUGAAUUCCCUCAUCAUUAAGCAGACCCAGGAGAGCAUGCACAAGUUUGAGAAGCAGGCAGGACUGACUGAUACAGGCUACACUCCUCACAAAGGCUUGAAUGCAGAGGAGACCCGCUACCAUCGUCUGGCAGAGUCAAUGCAUAAGCUUCAAAUGCAAAGCGUAGAUGCCAAAGAAGAGAAACAGCCAUCGUCUGGUCAGUCGACGCCUGCCGGGACCCCUCAGUCCUCACCCAAGCAGAGACGCAGGGGAUGGUUCAGCAGUCAGGGCUCCACCGCUUCUCUCACAGGCUCUGAGAUGAGCACCAGUUCCAGCUCCAGUAUAGAUCUGGCUUCCAGUGAUGGACCUGUAGAACGCUGGGGCGCUUUUGGACCACGACCUCAAGUCAGCAAGUCCACAACUGACCCAGGUACAGAUCCAGCCAUAACAGGGGGCUUUGCCCUGCAGUCUUACAAGGGAGCUCAGAAACCCACCCCUAUGGAAGUGAUGAAAGCCCAGGCCACCCGCUUGGCCGAGGACCCCACCAACUUCAAAGCUCCCCCCAAGAUGGAGAUCCCAACCAUGGAGGGGAAGAGACAGAUGACCCGACCUCACAAACUCAAACACCGGGACAUGAACGUCCUGACACCCUCUGGAUUCUGAGAGAACUCCCUACAUCCACCUCAGCUGUACACGUAGUGAACCCGUAGCUGGUCUACCCUUUCUCUUAUUCCCUUGUGCUGUCUUGCUGUUGGGCCACUGCAGUAGUAAUUGCUUUUCCCUAUCACAGACUCAUCCUUUUGCUAGUGUCUAAGUAAAUGUUCGUCCUCAGUUGUUGCGUGAGUGCGUAGCAGCAUUUUUGUUGGUGCUGUCUUUUGUUAGCCUCUUCCAUGCUUUGCCUUUUAAUUUUUCCUUAAAAGUGUUUCUUUAAGUUAGUAUGUGUGAGAGUGUGCGUGCCUUGAUGUUUUUGGAUAUACCGUGGUGUAAUUAUUCAUGGCUUGACUAUGAACAAAAGCAGUGUUUUUAUGUGUUGGGUUUUUCAUUCCAUCACAUAGCAAGUUAGAAAACUGUCUAGAGCAAUUGUGAUAUAUUUAGAAAUUAUGUUGUGAUUUCCUGUGUAACAUCGUCAAUACACAAUGGGUUCAGUGAUAACUUAAUUCUUUAAGUCUUUGCUGUUGUGUAUUAUGACGUUUAGCAUCGUUGUGAUACGGUUGUGUCGAGGACGGUGUGACAGAUGACAAGGGCACUAAAAUUUACUGAAAAAUUGGCUAAAAAACUUUGGCUGAAAUUUCAUUUAAUGUAACAGCUCUGGACAGAGAAUUUCUUAUAUUUUUGUUACAAGUUUAAAAUUGUUUCAAUUUCUCAAAAGGUCAAAUGUAUUUGCUUUGAUCUCGUUGGAUCUGUUAAUACAUGAAUGAAUAAAUAAAUAAAUGUAC
Messenger RNA from Sinocyclocheilus anshuiensis, 2122 nucleotides. Its product is annotated as KIAA1191 ortholog. Gene Ontology annotation, cellular component: cytoplasm. The record is from RefSeq and is a predicted model, not a curated record. The coding region runs from base 396 to 1349 and encodes 317 amino acids. The transcript is spliced from 9 exons. Lineage: Eukaryota; Metazoa; Chordata; Actinopteri; Cypriniformes; Cyprinidae.